AUGUCGGCUGAUCUUACCUGGCUCCUUAUCAAGAACAACAACUCGUUCCUCAUCAAGCGCUCGGGUGUCCAGUUCUCCACUGAGGCUGGUAACUUGUUGAACAAGAACUCCUUCAAGUACUCUGGUCUUGCCAACAAGAAGACCGUCGAUAUCUCCGCUGCUGCCUCCGGCCGUGGUGUCGUUGUCGCCACCCCCAAGAACAAGGUCACCCUCACCAAGGGUAUCCGCAAGUCUGCCCGCUCCGUCGCUGGUCUCACCCGUGGCGGCUACCGCGCUGACCUCCGCCAGGCUGCUCUUGCCCGCGUUUCCGCUAUCCUCGCCUCCCAGAAGCCCGUCAAGGCUGCCCCCAAGAAGGCUGGCAAGGGUGUCCGUGCCACCAAGGCUUAA
This is a messenger RNA of Linnemannia hyalina, 387 nucleotides long. NCBI's taxonomy places the organism in Eukaryota, Fungi, Mortierellomycota, Mortierellomycetes, Mortierellales, Mortierellaceae. The record is from the annotation of a GenBank genome assembly.